This is a messenger RNA of Hibiscus syriacus, 1637 nucleotides long. Its product is annotated as ultraviolet-B receptor UVR8-like. The coding region runs from base 100 to 1425 and encodes 441 amino acids. The transcript is spliced from 13 exons. The record is from RefSeq and is a predicted model, not a curated record. Lineage: Eukaryota; Viridiplantae; Streptophyta; Magnoliopsida; Malvales; Malvaceae.
UUUUCCUGAUCAUUCAAACAAAGUCCUACCCAACAUUUCUCUUCUUCUAAAAUACCCAGUAAUCUCUUUGUUUCACUCUCUCCUUUAGCACAACCACAAAUGGCAGAAGAGGAAGUGAAUUUGAGUGAGGUCAGUGCUCCAUUUCGUCAGGUCCUUUUUAUCUCUGCUGGUGCUAGCCAUUCAGUUGCUCUUCUUUCUGGAAAUAUUAUUUGCUCUUGGGGACGAGGGGAGGAUGGACAGUUAGGCCAUGGGGACGCAGAGGAUCGACUUUUGCCAACACAAUUGAGUGCCUUAGAUGGACAUGACAUAAUAUCUAUUACUUGUGGAGCUGAUCACACAAUUGCAUAUUCGUUGUCAAGUGCAGAAGCCUAUAGUUGGGGAUGGGGUGACUUUGGAAGACUUGGUCAUGGAAAUUCUAGUGACUUGUUCACUCCUCAACCUAUAAAAGCAUUACAUGGUCUGAGGAUAAAACAAAUUGCUUGUGGAGACAGCCAUUGUUUAGCUGUGACAAUGGAAGGCGAUGUGCAGAGUUGGGGAAGAAAUCAAAAUGGUCAACUUGGUCUUGGAACCAUUGAAGACUCUCUAGUGCCUCAAAAGAUUCAAGCCUUUCAGGGUAUUUCUAUCAAAAUGGUUGCUGCUGGUGCUGAACAUACUGCAGCUGUUUCAGAAGACGGUAACCUUUAUGGGUGGGGCUGGGGACGAUACGGUAACUUAGGCUUAGGUGACAGAAACGACCGCUUAGUUCCCGAGAAGGUUUCUUCUUUCAAUGAGGAGAAGAUGAAUAAGGUUGCUUGUGGAUGGCGGCAUACCAUAUCGGUCUCUGAUACCGGUGGAUUAUACACUUAUGGAUGGAGUAAGUACGGUCAACUCGGACACGGGGACUUUGAGGAUCAUCUCGUUCCUUUCAAGGUGGAAGCUUUAGCUGACAGUUUUACUAAGCAGAUAUCAGGUGGAUGGAGACAUACAAUGGCACUCACGUCCAGUGGAAAACUCUAUGGCUGGGGAUGGAACAAGUUUGGACAGGUCGGGGUCGGCGAUAAUGCCGAUAUGUGCUCUCCUGUGCAAGUUAAAUUUCCUAAUGAGCAGAAAGUAGUUCAGGUUUCGUGCGGGUGGAGGCACACACUUGCGAUUACUGAAGGGAAAAACGUCUUCUCCUGGGGAAGAGGUACAAAUGGACAGCUUGGGCAUGGAGAAUCAGUGGACCGGAAUUUUCCAAAGAUUAUAGAGGCUUUGAGUGUUGACGGUUCCAGCGGGCAACAGAUAGAAUCUUCAAAGCUUGAUCCGUUGUCAGGUAAAUCCUGGGUUUCUCCAGCGGAGCGAUAUGCUGUUGUCCCUGGGGAAAGUGGACGGACAGUUAAUUCAGAAGAGGGGAAUGGCGGUGACGUGAAUGUCCCUCAGAGUGAUGCGAAGCGUAUGCGUACGUGAUUCCUUGCACCAGAAUGAGCUGCCAUUAGAAAACCCUGAAACUUGCAGCUUCGAGUCUGGAUGAAAUGAAAAUGCCAAGCCUCACGUCCUUUAGCCUUCCGUCAUAAGUUGAACCACUUCUUAAAUAAUAUGGUGAUCAUGUCUGCUGCCAUACUGCGAAUCCUCGAAAGUUGAUGCCGUCUUACUGAUUAUAACAUAAAUCGUCUUUCUGC